Molecule: messenger RNA, 1020 nt
Organism: Drosophila ananassae
Lineage: Eukaryota; Metazoa; Arthropoda; Insecta; Diptera; Drosophilidae
Product: probable protein S-acyltransferase 12
Exons: 2
Coding region: 3-968 (321 amino acids)
Molecular function (GO): palmitoyltransferase activity
Source: RefSeq, a predicted model, not a curated record
AUAUGUCACUACAAUACACCCCACAGUACAAGUCUAUACAAAACUACAUAUAUUUUAUCAUAAUGUGUUUUUUGGUGCCCUUUUUUAAAAGAUAUCUAAAUCGAAAUCCUCGGAGAUUCGUGUUUUUAACCCACGUGCCAUCCGUCGCUCUUGUCCUGGCAGGAACCAAGUUUUUCCUUUUCGCGGAAAUGCUCUACGUGGUACCCCAGAUCAUCAGCACUGGAAGUGUGAUUUACUUCCUACUCUGGUUGUUGAGCCUUUUUAUUGCCUACAACAUCAUUGCCAAUUUGUUGGCUGCCCAUUUCACGGACACCUCGGUGGGGAGUCUCCCCAAGGAGCGACAGAAUCCCAAACCCCAUGAGGAGCAUAUGUGGCACUUCUGUUACAAAUGCAAGAAGAUGGUGCCGCCUAGGAGCUGGCACUGCAAGCUUUGUAAUGUCUGUAUCCUGAAACGAGAUCACCACUGCAUCCUAACAGCAUCCUGCAUCGGACACAACAAUCAUAGGUACUUUUUCUGGUUCACCUUCUACCUGGCCUUUGGCAGUUUCUUGGUGAUGGUCACCAACUUCACCGCCAUUGUGGUGAACAAAAGGUCCUUUCUUAACUAUUAUGCAAGGGCUUUCGUCCACCCCGAGUUCCUGCUUCCAAAGAAGACUCCUGUUAAGAGCCUAGAAAACAUAGAACACUUGGACAACUUCCUGGAUUUGCUUUACUUCUUGAGCGUACUGGUUGCGGCGGCCACGGGCGGUGGUUUCGUGUGCCAACUCAUGACCACAUAUAUAAAGGGUGACUUUAUGCCCAAGUAUAAGCGCCAAUACCAUCUGGGAACUCGGAAAACCUUCCAGCUUGUUUUGGGAAAGCGCGGGUUCUGGACUUUUUUGGCGCCCAACCUGAAGAGUACUUUGCAACAUGAUGGAACUAUUUGGAAAACAAAUCUCGAUUCUAAAGUUAUGGAGUCUGAAGUUUAGAAUCCUAAAAAUUCCAUAAAUAUUCUGGUUUAAUAAAUGUUUAAAAGAAAGA